GGCUCCGCCGGGUUUCUGCUUUCACCGUCCGCUGGUCCUGCACCGUCUCUGGGGGGUAGCAGCGACCAGUGCUCCGUGCCCCCCAGUCCCCAAAGCUGGGAGACCCACCAACACCGGAUAUCAGCUUGUAUCCAUCGGGAUCCAGGGCGGAAAAUAAAAAAAAGAGUUAUUGAAGAUGAUUUGGUUGGACGUUGGUUUUGGUGAUCUGGUGCCACAAUGAAGACAUACACACAUGGAAUACCAGUCAUAUUUUUCAUAAAUCUGUUCUGCUCCCUAUUAGCAUACACUGUAAAUGAAAAAUCUGGUGGUAGCAUCCACUUUAUGAAUGGAAAUUAUAACGGUCAUCCCAUGCUGUACUUCAGUAAAAGUGAUGUGGAGGAUCUGCGACUCAAGGCGAGAAGUACUCACCGGAAUAUUGCGAACAGGAUUUGGGAUGCAGGGCAAAUCAUGCUAUCCAGUCCAGGGGAGUACCUGCCUCCCUGGGAUCCGAAACAUUUUAGUGCUCACUGGAAUGAAAUCUACGGCAACAAUCUGGGAGUACUGGCUAUGUUCUGUGUACUGUUUCCUGAAAGAACAGAUGCCAUGGAGUUUGCAAUGGACUACAUGGAGAGGAUGGCAUCUCAGCCUAGUUGGCUGGUAAAAGAUGCGCCAUGGGAUGAAGUUCCACUAGCUCACUCCCUGGUGGGUUUUGCCACUGCAUAUGACUUCUUGUAUGACAACCUGAACAAAACUCAACAGGAGAGGUACUUGGAGGUAAUUACUGAAGCAUCUUACCACAUGUAUGAAACAUCUUUCAUUCGCGGAUGGGGAUUUCAAUAUCUGCACAACCAUCAACCUACCAACUGUGUGGCCUUGUUGACAGGAAGUCUCAUUCUCAUGAACCAAGGUUAUCUCCAAGAAGCUUACUUAUGGACGAAACAAGCCAUUACUGUUCUGGAGAAGUUAAUGGUUUUACUGAAGGAUAUAAAAGAUGGAUCCUUGAACGAAGGUGUGGCUUAUGGCAGUUACACCACCAGAUCCUUAUUCCAGUACAUGUUUCUGGUACAAAAGCACUUCAAUAUCAGCCACUUUGACCACCCCUGGAUCAAGCAGCAUUUUGCUUUCUACUAUAGGACUGUGCUUCCAGGUUUUCAAAGGACUGUCGCCAUUGCUGAUUCAAAUUACAACUGGUUCUAUGGUCCUGAGAGUCAACUGGUGUUUCUGGAUGCCUACGUAAUGCGCAAUGGCAGCGGUAACUGGUUAGCAGAGCAGAUCAGAAAGUAUCGAAUACAGGAGGGACCAGGCACACCAGCCAAAGGACAGAGAUGGUGCACACUCCAUACUGAAUUUCUGUGGUAUGAUGGCUCCUUGACUCCAGUGCCACCUCUGGAUUAUGGGAUACCAACAUUACAUUAUUUUGAAGACUGGGGUGUUGUAACUUAUGGGGGGGCUUUACCAGCAGGAGUUAACCAACCUUUCCUGUCCUUCAAGUCGGGUAAACUUGGAGGACGUGCAAUCUAUGACAUAGUUCAUCAGAAGAAAUAUUCACAGUGGAUUAAUGGAUGGAAGAAUUUUAAUGCUGGCCAUGAACAUCCUGACCAGAAUUCUUUCACGUUCGCACCUAACGGGGUACCUUUCAUCACCGAGGCUUUGUACGGCCCAAAAUACACCUUUCUCAACAAUGCUUUAAUGUUCUCUCCAGCCACAGCAGGCGCUUGUUUCACCCCUUGGGAAGGGCAGGUGACAGAAGCAUGCAAUUCCAAGUGGUUGAAAUAUAAGCAAGGGAUCUCUGGGGAGUGUCGUGGCCAGGUGACAGCAGCUUUGGAGCAGAAUGGUGUGGUCUUUAUCAGCGGAGAGGCAGUGGGAGCUUACAGUCCGAGCCUGAAACUGAAGAGUUUCCAAAGGAACCUUUUCCUUCUGCAACCCCAGCUUUUACUCCUGGUAGAUCAAAUCCACUUGGCAGAAGAUAGCCCGCUUGAAAAAAUGAGUGCAUUUUUCCAUAACACAGCUGUGGCUUUUGAGGAAAUAUCUGAAGACGGAGUGAAUGGAGCAUUUAUUAGACAAGAAGAUGGCCAGUACACAAUGUUCUGGAUGGACGAUAAAGGCAAUAGUGAAAAGGCUGGACUGGCAUUCAAGACUUAUCCUCGUGAAUAUCCAUAUAAUGGAACGUACUAUGUGAAUGUUACAACUACCCUGAGGUACCCAGUCACUAGAGCAGCCUAUAUUUUCUUUGGACCUUCUGUGAAGAUUCAAAGCUUUAGCAUUCGAGGAGAUUCAAAUCGGGUAGAUAUCUAUCUAGCAACAAAUGAGAAAACCUAUACAGUUUAUCUCUUAACAGGGGAAACUGCUGUGAAACCACUGUUUGCUAUGGUACUAGCUGACCAUCAAAAGAUUGUGUUUGAUAGAACUUCUGCAAUCAGGGAUACUUCAGUGCAGGAGGUGAAAGAUUAUGUGAAUAUUGUUGAGGAAAAUCUUCAGCAUACAAAACCAGUGUUUCAGCAACUUGAAAAGCAGACCUUGGCUCGAGUUCUGAACACUGAUAACUUCCGGAAGACAGCCGAACGUCUUCUAAAACUAUCAGACCAAAAGAAGACAGAGGAAGCUGUUGAAAAGUUAUUUUCUGUCUCGCUUGGACAAGCCAAGGCCAAAAAAAUGAGAAAAGGAAAAGGUGGUGGUGAUAAGUUUCCCAAUAACCUUCCCGAUAUUUUUGCACAAAUUGAAAUAAAUGAGAAAAGAGAGCGGAAGAAAUUGCUGCAGCGAAUGCAAGAAGAAACUUCCAAUGAAAGAAGUGAGGACAUGGGGGAAACUGUUGACUUAACAGACUUUUCUGAUAUGAAACCAGAACGAGGUUCAAACAAACAUGUAAAAAGUGGUUCUGUGAAACCAGGAGCCACUGUUCGAAGCACUGCACAAUCCUUAUCAGCUUCCUACACAAGAGUCUUCUUAAUUUUAAACAUUGCAACCUUCUUUUUCCUCUUAGCAUUACAGUUAAUUCGGUUUCAGAAAGCUCCAAGCUUGCACACCCAAAGAUUUCUCUAUGCUGUGCUCCUAUUAGAUAGCUUUGUCCUGCUUUGCUUGUACUCCUCUUGUUCUCAAGCACAGUGCUAGACCAAGGAAGCCAACUUGUGAAAGACUGAAUAAAUAUGCAGUAAGGUUACACACCUGAGUGCUUAAUGCAAAUACAAGGUUUGCAAAUACAUUUUAACUGAUUUUUAUGAGAGAUAUUUAAUAAGAAAGCCAAAGAUUUGAUGAAUCAUUCUCAAAAUUGCAGAUUAAUGGAAUGACCUUUUAACUCUUAUAAUCUGCCAUCCUAAUCAUUCAUCAUAUGUUUCGCAGGACAGCUGUGUGACAAUGCUUCAUUGCACAGCUUCUUUUGUUAUUAGUAUUUCAUCUCCUUGUUGAAUAAAACAGCAUUUUGUUUCUUUUGUUAUUCAUAUUGCACUUGCCUUCAUUCCCAUUCCAAGGGUAUUGCAAUGAAUCUGAAGUCUUGAUAUCCUGUAAAUCUUCAUUAUCCACAAGGAGGCUUCCCUUCAUUAGGUUGGAUCAACUGAACAAAAACGUGCAAUUAUUUGAACAAGCCCAUUGCUUUUAAAUAUUUUGGUUUGAUGCUCUUAUCUGUAAAUGGUGGACCAGUAGCUUCUUUUUACUUUUGAAUGUUUGGUGUUGUAGUGUGUGGAUUCCUGUGAUUGCUGGUGACAUUUCAGUGAACAGCAAUAAUUAUGCAUAUGAUGUGUCUAUUAACUUCAGCUGGUUUGUUCAGUUUGUUAUUCUUUUCAUGAUCAAUCAUUAAAGCACAAAUGUUA
Hemiscyllium ocellatum (epaulette shark) is the source of this 3782-nucleotide messenger RNA. It is a transcript of the gene dse, whose product is annotated as dermatan sulfate epimerase. Gene Ontology annotation, molecular function: chondroitin-glucuronate 5-epimerase activity. The record is from RefSeq and is a predicted model, not a curated record. Lineage: Eukaryota; Metazoa; Chordata; Chondrichthyes; Orectolobiformes; Hemiscylliidae. The coding region runs from base 217 to 3087 and encodes 956 amino acids. The transcript has 6 exons.